AUGGACGGUGGCCAGACCUCUUCCAAUCCCGCCCCCGCUGGGAACUCCAGUGAUUUUGUGCGCAAGCUGUACAAAAUGCUGGAGGACCCUACAUAUGCGUCGAUCGUACGCUGGGGUGAUGAGGGAGAUUCCUUUGUGGUAUUGGAGUGCGAGAAAUUUACCAAGACCAUCCUACCGAAGCACUUUAAACACAGCAACUUUGCCAGCUUUGUGCGCCAACUGAACAAAUACGACUUCCACAAGGUUCGACAAAACAAUGAAGAGAAUGGCCAGUCGCCAUACGGGCAGAAUGCAUGGGAGUUCAAGCACCCAGAGUUUCGCGCGAACAGCAAAGAAUCGCUCGACAAUAUUCGCAGAAAGGCGCCCGCACCACGAAAACAACCCCAACCCACCGACGAGUCCGCACCCACGCAACAAAUUGAUCUUCUUAACCAGCAGAUUGUGGCGCAACAGCAGCAGAUCCAGCACCUAUCAGACCGAUAUGCCCAGCUUACGGUGGAUCAUCAGCUCAUGCUACAAGAAGUGAUGCGAGUGCAGAAGACGGUGUUGAAUCACGAGAAUGUCAUUCACCAGGUGAUGACCUACUUGCUUUCGGUGGAUGCGCGCCAGCGCCGAGACACCAAGGCUGUGACCUUCCAAGCAACCGGUACGACAAUGAGCCCUUCGCAGGUUGGUGCAGUGGACGAUGAACCCUCAUCGCCCCUCCAGCAAGCCUCGAAGCUCCUGAAUGACAUGAACGCCGAACUACAAUUCAAUAUGAACGGCGUCGACUCGAUGAACGAUCCUCAAAAGACCGUCGUUUCAACUCCCACCUUGGAUCCGAAUGCGAAUGCCCGAAACGGCUCGCUCCGUUCCGCGACCACCGCACCACCAAAUCCCGCACUUGUUUACCCCAAGAUGACCGGCGAUCUGGAGCAAGUGGUCUAUCCCGUGGGGGGCCACAAAUGGCAUCGAUCCCAUCAAGAGAUAGAGACCUCAGAUGCUCGGCGGCAGUUUCCCGACAACCGGAAAAAGAGCACGAAUGUGGACCCUGGCUGGGUGCGCAGCCCACAUAUCCUCUUGGUUGAAGAUGACGCCACCUGUCGGCAGAUUGGCGGCAAAUUCUUGUACUCUUUCUCGUGUGUGAUUGACACUGCGUUUGACGGCUUGGAGGCUGUGAACAAAAUUCAGGGUGGCUCAAAAUACGAUCUAAUUCUGAUGGACAUUAUCAUGCCGAAUUUGGACGGUGUAUCGGCAUGCCACCUCAUUCGCCAAUUUGACCGCACGCCGAUCAUCGCCAUGACCUCGAACAUCCGAAGCGACGACAUUCAGCUCUAUUUCCAGCAUGGUAAGACAAACAUCAAAACCUUGAUUCAAACGCCUUCCACUUACCCUUCAAUAGGAAUGGAUGAUGUUCUUCCGAAGCCAUUCACCCGCAAGAGUCUUCUCGAUAUGCUUGAAAGACAUUUGGAUCAUCUCAAAAUUUCGCCACAGAACCCAGGAAUGGAGCCAGUACGACCUUCCGCCGCUGCUGUGACCAUGGCAGCUGCAACUCAAAGUUCAGCAAACCAGUCGAUCAAAGAAGACAGCUCUCCAGGCCAGUCACCCGCUGGAUCAAUGACUAACUGGCAAUCGCCCAACCAAUUCCAAAAUAUGCAGGCUGUUCCCCCGAAUAUGCCAGCCGUUCAAGGGCCAUAUGUUACAGCUCCAUCGGCCGCCUACGCUGUUGACCAGAAUGGUGUCCAGUACCCAGCAGCACCGGUAGGCGUCCCAACUGGGCGCGCUCCUCUUCGUACCCCGCAUCGCCGUCAAAUCUCCGACAUGGGCGGUGCUGCCGAUAACCCCAACAUGCCUAAACGGCAGCGCAUGUACUCCCAACCUCAACCAAUGCUUGCCGUGCAAGCUGUGCAAGCUGGCCGACCUGGCUAA
Messenger RNA from Penicillium digitatum Pd1, 1908 nucleotides. The record is from RefSeq and is a predicted model, not a curated record. NCBI's taxonomy places the organism in Eukaryota, Fungi, Ascomycota, Eurotiomycetes, Eurotiales, Aspergillaceae.